AUGUCCGGACGCAGAUCACGCAGUUCGAGCUCAACGAGAGGAAAUGCUCCCAAUGCGGAUGGGGAUGCUGCAAGCGGCAUAAAAAGAGCUCACGCCGAUUUUAUCUCAUUUUUAUACGCUAGCCAUGGGAAAUCUUACGACGAAUGUGUGGGCAAGGCAGAGUCUAUUGUCGCCUUGUCAAGAGAAUUGCUCCAAACGGCUGCUACAACGGUUGCUCCAAACCCUUCUCGAGAAAGUAUUAAGGAUAAAAGGAUAAUAUCACUGGGGUAUCAAUCCACUUGGGAUGCGCCAACGCGUUCUAGUGCAUUUGCUACGACACAGCUUAACAAUCCGAGUUUCCAGAUUGCUUACAUAUUAAUAGGUGCUGUAGCAUUGUAUCUUAUUGUUGGUACGGGAGCUCAGCUAGUAUGCAAUUUCAUUGGAUUUGCUUAUCCUGCUUAUGUUAGUGUUAAGGCAGUACGAACUAAAGACACAAAAGACGAUACGCAGUGGCUGAUCUAUUGGUGCGUUUUCGCGGUCUUCUGCGUCUUUGACUUCUUCGCAGGCUCAAUUAUGCAAUAUUUCCCACUUUACUGGUUGCUGAAGGCAGUUUUUUUCAUUUAUUUACAUCUGCCGCAGACCAUGGGCGCUGGAUAUCUAUUUAACAAAUAA
This is a messenger RNA of Necator americanus (New World hookworm), 651 nucleotides long. RefSeq lists its product as uncharacterized. The coding region runs from base 1 to 651 and encodes 216 amino acids. The transcript is spliced from 7 exons. The record is from RefSeq and is a predicted model, not a curated record. NCBI's taxonomy places the organism in Eukaryota, Metazoa, Nematoda, Chromadorea, Rhabditida, Ancylostomatidae.